CUCUCUACUGGGUCAGGAUAGGAAGGCUUACCCAGGCAGAGGAGGAAACGUGUCAGGAGAGGUGAUGACACAGCCUCGUAGACGUAUUCACAUCCUCACAGACUUCUGAGAUUGUCACUCGCUGCCGCUUGAGCCGCCGCUCCUGCAUCCUGCUGGAGGGAGAGGGCUAAAGAUAGCUGCCAGCCUCCCUCCACACCUCUCCCUCUUCCUCUCUUUCUCACUUUGUUGGCGGACGAUGGGAUUUUAAUCAUGUGGAAGACAGCUGAGCGGCUCUUCUGGAUUUUGCUGACGCCGUGCCUGGUCCCGCCUGGCUUCUUCUGAGCAGGAUGGACACUCUGGAGUCAGAGCUUACCUGCCCAAUCUGCCUGGAGCUCUUUGAAGAUCCGUUGCUGCUCCCCUGUGCCCACAGCCUGUGCUUUGGCUGCGCCCACCGCAUCCUCGUCUCUCACUGUGCCACCAACGAGUCUGUCCAGAGCAUUGGCGCAUUCCAGUGCCCCACUUGUAGAUAUGUCAUUUCCCUAAGUCCGGAACGUGGACUAGACGGACUUAAGAGAAACGUGACGUUGCAGAACAUCAUUGACAGAGUUCAGCGAGCCUCAUCUUCGGCUGGGCUUCCCCUACCAUUGCCAUUGCCAUUGCCUGCUCCCAAUAGCGGGCCCAACUCUCCCAGCAAAGAAGGAAGCAACCGGCUGGCUCUGGUCCCCGUCAGUGCUGCCAUGUCCAGCCCAGGCACUACACCAGAGCCCAUCCAGUGCCAGUUCUGUGAGCAGGACCCACCUCAGGAAGCAGUUAAGACAUGCGUGACAUGUGAGGUAUCGUAUUGCGAGGAAUGCCUCAAAGCAACUCACCCCAACAAGAAGCCAUUCACGGGUCACAGGCUCAUUGAGCCGAUGCCUGAUUCCCACCUCAGAGGGCUCCAGUGCCUGGAGCAUGAGGAGGAGAAGGUGAACAUGUACUGUGUUAGUGAUGAUCAGCUAAUCUGCUCACUCUGCAAAUUGGUUGGAAGGCACAGGGACCACCAGGUGGCAGCAUUGAGCGACCGCUAUGAAAAACUCAAGCAAGCCCUCGACUCCAACCUGAGCAAUUUAAUCAAGAGGAACAAUGAGCUGGAGUCUCUAAUGGAGAAACUGAUCCAGACUUGCCAACACGUAGAGGUGAACGCGUCCCGUCAGGAGGGGAAGCUCUUGGAAGAGUGUGAUGUCCUGAUUGACAUAAUUCAGCAGAGGAGGCAAAUCAUUGGCAACAAGAUUAAAGAGGGGAAGACUCAAAGGCUUCGCAAGCUGGCCCAGCAGAUUUCCAACUGCAAGCAGUGCAUCGAGAAGUCCUCCGCCCUCAUCGUGCAAGCUGAUCAGACCCUGAAAGAAACUGAUCACGCUCGCUUCCUGCAGACAGCCAAGAGCAUCAGUGAGAGGGUUUCCAUGGCAACUGCAUCAACCCAGGUGCUGAUCCCUGAGAUACACCUCACAGACACCUUCGACACUUUUGCCCUGGACUUCACAAGGGAGAAGAAGUUGCUUGAGAAUCUGGAUUACCUCACUGCUCCAAGUGCACCGAGCAUUCGGGAGGAGUUGUGCACGGCUUCCUACGAUACAAUCAGUGUCCACUGGACGUCCGAUGAUGAGUUCUCAGUUUUGUCCUAUGAGCUCCAGUAUGCCAUCUUCACUGGACAGUCCAACAUUGCCAGUCUAUGUAAGUCACUGGAAAGUUGGAUGAUUGUUCCUAACAUCAAGCAGAACCACUACACCGUUCACGGUCUGCAAAGCGGCACAAAGUACAUCUUUGUUGUAAAGGCCAUUAAUCAGGCAGGAAGUAGAAGCAGUGAACCAGGGACUCUGAAGACCAACAGUCAGCCAUUUAAACUGGACCCCAAAUCUGCCCACAAGAAGCUAAAGGUGUCACAUGAUAAUCUCACGGUGGAGCGGGAUGAAACCACGUCCAAGAAAGGUCAUAGCCAGGAUCGGUUCUCCAGCCAGAGCAGCUAUGGCGUGGUGGGAAAUGUUUAUAUUGACAGUGGGCGUCACUACUGGGAGGCUUUAAUAGGAGGGAGCACAUGGUACGCGAUAGGGAUUGCCUACAAAUCGGCCCCCAAACACGAAUGGAUUGGCAAGAACUCAGCCUCUUGGGUUCUGUGCCGUUGCAACAACUCUUGGGUGGUUCGCCACAACAGUAAGGAGAUGGCAAUCGAGCCCUCGCCCCACCUUCGGCGCAUUGGGAUCCUGCUCGACUACGAUGCCGGAUACGUGUCCUUCUACGAUGCCAUCGGCUCCCAGCAUCUUCACACUUUUCAUGUCUCAUUUCUCCAGCCUGUUUGUCCUGUGUUCAACGUGUGGAACAAGUGUCUGACAAUUCUCACUGGACUACCUAUCCCUGACCAUCUAGAGGGACUGGAACCAAGCAACUGAAAGCAACAUAUUUUAUUAUGUUCUAAAAUUUAUCCACCAUAAGUCAUUGUCAAAAAGCUGCACUAGGAAAGGGUCUCUAAAUAGUUCCUUUUGAUUUGAUGAAGGUCAGAAGUGUUGUUCAUUCUCUUCUUCCACACAUUAAAUUCCACUAGUAUAGAUUUGCUCUUAGAGGAAGUAACAAAACAAUAAAAACAAACCGUUUCCUCUCUGAUCAGAUCAGCAUUCAGCUUUUCCUAUUGGUUUUCCUCCACAGAAGCCAUAGCAGACAGGCUUUUGUAAGAGAAAUGAGUAUUUGAGCUUCCCAAAACAAGAAGCAAUGGGUUAGAUAUACCUUGUACAAUGCACAAUGGGUCACAAAUAGAAUUCGAGUAAUAAUUGCGAAGCUGAAACAAGCCACAACUCAAUGUAAUUUUUUUACACAUAACUUUCUCUGAAACAGCACUUUGAAAAUAAAAACAAGGCAUUCACACAUUGCUUUUAAUCAGCCAUGGCUGAAGAAGAAACCCGACUAACAGGUGCAAAUUUUGUAAAGUUGUUGCCCCUUGAUGUCCCUGUUAAUCUUUCCCCAGUUCAAUGAAAUGGAAAAACCAAAGUAGCCGUGGCUGCUUGUUGAGAUAAACUUAAUUCUAUGAUAAAAGACUUGUUUAUUUUUUUAAAAUGAUGGAAAGGAUUAUGGUAAUAUAAAAUGCAGGUUUCCCUUAAACCUUGUUUUUUGCACAUUGUUUACACUUUAUUCAUGGUUUUGUAGCUUGAAAGAUCUAACUUUUGUGCAAUUUACAUGCAUUCUUACUGGGAAAUUAGUUGUCUUUUUUGACGUAAUGUGAUAAUUAUAAUUUUCUUUUUUUUUGUGAUCAUAGGUUUAAGGAGUGUAUAAUAAGUGAGUUGUCUUACAGCAGUAGCCCUGAGGUGAUACCGAAAGGCUAAAGGAGGUGUUUUUUUCCUAACAUUUUGGCAAAAAAAAUUUUUUUCAAAACUUUAUAUUCAGUUUUUCCUCUUAGAUUUAAAUUUUCAGUCAAUACAUGUACAUUUACAGUUGUGAAAAUCAUUUUUCACUUCUACGAUACUAUAUGGCCAGGCACUCUGGGCUCAUUUUAGACUUGUUACACCACAGUGAAGUCAAUAAAAUGCACAUGAUUCUUUUCUAAUCUUGAUUAUAAUUUUGUUGAUUUUUCAUACAUAAAGGGACAAAAAAAUAACCUCUGGUGUAUUAUGUAGUAAUGUCUAAAAUGCCAUUUUUCUAUGUACAUAGAACAUUUUCCCAUAAAUUCAGAUGUGUUGGUUUAUUUGCACAAAGAACAAACAAGAUGUUUAACUCUCUUUUCUUUGGCAGCCCAUUGAAUACAUUGUAUUUCAUUGUAUCGGACACAAGUAUAUAGUACUUAAUUUAAUUUUUCCGCUAUAACUUUAUGACCACGGUGUUUCAUGUUCAGUCUCUGUGGACAUUUCUAUGGAAAACAAGAUAGAAGUGCUUGGAACAAUGUUGGAGAUAAAUCUAUGAGAUUGUAGAAAAUAAAUAUUGUUUCUUAUUGGA
Molecule: messenger RNA, 3933 nt
Organism: Nothobranchius furzeri (turquoise killifish)
Lineage: Eukaryota; Metazoa; Chordata; Actinopteri; Cyprinodontiformes; Nothobranchiidae
Product: E3 ubiquitin-protein ligase Midline-1
Biological process (GO): regulation of microtubule cytoskeleton organization
Cellular component (GO): cytoplasm
Molecular function (GO): protein binding; zinc ion binding
Source: RefSeq, a predicted model, not a curated record